AUGUCGCAAAUGUCCAGGUCCGCGCUGCUGCUACGCCUCGCGAGCCGCUCGGCCGCCGCUCCGCGCGCGCCACUGCACGGAUACGCGCCCAGGGGCCAGCAGCCCUGGACGCGGUUGGGCACCCAGCAUGCUCAGGACGCGGCGAGCUCCGCCCUCCGCGGGGGCGCUGCCGGGAUGACCACCUCCGCCGCCGGCUUCGCCGCAUCCGCCGCCGGCGCGAACGCGGGCGCCUCCCCCGGCGCCGGCGCUCGCUCGCUGCUCGGUUACGCGCUCCUCGUCAGCCCCAGCGCGGUGUGCGCGUUCCUGUGCAAGUGGCAGUUGGAUCGGUACGAGUGGAAGCGGGGCGAGCUGGACGCUCGCGAGGCGGCGCUAUCCGCCCCGGACCUCACCAUGCGAGACAUCGCCGCCAUGGUGGACGCCGGGGUCGAACCCGACGAGUACGCCAGGGUGCUGGUGGAGGGCGAGCUCGAGACGGGGCGGACGAUCAAGAUCCGCCCCCGGGUGAGGAGCGUUCACGGCACGCCAGUCCCGGGAUCCGUCGUCCUCACCGCGUGCAAACCCAGGCGCGGGAAGGGGCGGACGAUCAUCGUCAACCGGGGUUGGGCCCCCGAGCACUGGGUGGAGCCCAAGGGCGGGACGUGCCUCAAGACCUCCGGCGUGGUUCGAAGGAGCGAGACGCCCGGCGCGUUCACCCCGGCCAACGACCCAGCCGCCGGCGCGUGGCACUGGAUCGACAGAGCCGCGGUUUGCGCCGCCAUGAGCCUGCCGCCGGACACCCAGAUGGUUCAGCUGGUGCACGACGGGGGGAGGACCACGUGA
This is a messenger RNA of Micromonas commoda, 819 nucleotides long. RefSeq lists its product with no specific name. The record is from RefSeq and is a predicted model, not a curated record. Bases 1 to 819 code for a protein of 272 amino acids. Gene Ontology annotation, cellular component: membrane. Lineage: Eukaryota; Viridiplantae; Chlorophyta; Mamiellophyceae; Mamiellales; Mamiellaceae. The transcript has 2 exons.